Molecule: messenger RNA, 480 nt
Organism: Fundulus heteroclitus (mummichog)
Lineage: Eukaryota; Metazoa; Chordata; Actinopteri; Cyprinodontiformes; Fundulidae
Gene: smim20
Product: small integral membrane protein 20
Exons: 3
Coding region: 111-320 (69 amino acids)
Biological process (GO): mitochondrial respiratory chain complex IV assembly
Cellular component (GO): mitochondrial inner membrane
Source: RefSeq, a predicted model, not a curated record
CGGUACGGCGGCGAUAACCUUUCCCACCGGAAAAACAGUGCUGAAAGUAAGCCCUGCGAGCUUUUUGGAGGUGAGAGCGGAGCUUCACAUGUAACAGGGAAAAAAAAAACAUGUCUAAAAACACAAAAAUAGCGCUGGUGUUUGGAGGCUUCAUAACGGCGGUGGCGGCUGCGUUUUAUCCCAUCUUCUUCUAUCCUCUGACACACAAAGACCAGUACAGAGAGGUCCAGAAGGUGAACCGGACAGGAAUCAACCAGGCAGACGUGCAGCCUGCGGGUCUGAAGAUUUGGUCCGAUCCGUUCAAGCCUGCAGAAAAAUGACGACCGACGGCGAUCCCGCAGAAGUCCCGCGCGUCGACGCCGUUAAAGCAUGAAUAACUUUGAGGAGUGCUUGGUGUGUGCCUGAGAGAAAUACUUACAGAUUGUUUUGAUUGCUUUGGAUGAGUUUCUACUUAAAUAAAGGUAAACAUGUAAAAAAAAA